Messenger RNA from Ipomoea triloba (trilobed morning glory), 1209 nucleotides. Its product is annotated as GDSL esterase/lipase At1g29670-like. Bases 19 to 1128 code for a protein of 369 amino acids. The record is from RefSeq and is a predicted model, not a curated record. Lineage: Eukaryota; Viridiplantae; Streptophyta; Magnoliopsida; Solanales; Convolvulaceae. Gene Ontology annotation, molecular function: hydrolase activity, acting on ester bonds. The transcript is spliced from 4 exons.
CAACAUACAGUAGCAAUAAUGGGUCAAGUAAAGCCACAAACUUUCCACGCUCUCUUCUUCACUUUGUUUGCAUGCCUGCCAUCACUGUGCCGCAGUUGCCAUGACGGAACCAAAAUCCAAGGAAUGUUCGUGUUUGGGAGCUCUUUGGUCGACAACGGCAACAACAACAACCUCAUAGACGCCAUAGCCAAGGCCGAUUACUUGCCGUAUGGUGUAGAUUUCCCAGGUGGGGCGAGUGGGAGAUUCACAAAUGGGAAGAAUGUGAUUGAUCUUCUUGGACAACACCUCCAACUCCCUGCUUAUAUCCCACCCUUCACUCAUCCUUCUACCAGAGGACCCAACAUUGUUCAUGGUGUCAAUUACGCUUCCGGUGGGUCUGGAAUCCUGGAUGACACUGGCUCUGUCCUGGGAAAUGUGAUUUGCUUGAAUAAACAAGUGGAGAAUUUUGAGCAUGUGACUGUGCCAGAAUUGGAGAAGCAGCUGGAUAAUAAAGCACAACAAUUACUGCAAAACUACCUCUUUGUUGUGAGUGCCGGGGGCAACGACUAUUCAUUCAAUUACUUCUUGGGCUUACCCAAUGCCAAUCUCACUCUUCAAGCUUUUACUUCCCACUUGACCACAACACUCUCCCACCAACUAAAGAGGUUGUACAAAUUGGGGGCUCGCAAGUUUGUGGUCAUGUCUCUAAACCCCAAUGGGUGCAGUCCAUCAGCCAAGGCUAGGAACCCCCGCCGCAGCGGUUGCAUCCAAUAUCUCAACCGAGCAGCUCAUCUCUUCAACCACAACUUGAGGACAUUGGUGGAUGCCAUUUUGCCAGAAAUGCCUGCUUCUAACAUAGUUUUCGUCAAUGCAUACAAGGUCAUUAGGGAUAUCAUUAAGAAUCAUGCCUCUAAUGGAUUUGUAGAUGCAAGCAAUGCUUGUUGUGAAGUCCCCUCAAUAGAUGAAGGUGGAAAUGGGAUUCUAUGCAAGAAAGUAGGAUCCAUAUGUGCAAACAGGAGCAAUCAUGUCUUCUUUGAUGCCUUACAUCCAACUGAAGCAGUAAAUGCAGUGAUUGCUAGGAAGGCUUAUACUUCCAUACGGAAAACUGAAGUUUACCCUAUGAAUGUCAAGCAACUCUCACAAAUUUAGAGCUUAAUUAAUUCCUAUUAGUGUGUUUUCUAAGCUUAAUGUCAACCAACUCGAUCUUAAUAGCUACUCCCAUACGUGGGU